CUUCCGGUGUUAGCGGAAGCACCCGCUUCACGUCCAUUAAAAGCUAAAUUGAUGGCUUUUCUAUAAAAUACUGUCAAAUAUUGAAAAACCGCGGAUAAAUGACAGUUUUCCAGUGACAAAUGAUGUUUGGUAUCGAACAAAAAGGCGGCGAGCAGCAGACGUGAGCGGACAUUGGAGCUGAAUCUCCCGAAUGAAGGGGAGGAGGCUCAACAUGGAGGACUGCUUGCACACUUCCUCUGACAACCUCGCUAAACUAGUGAAAUGGGCCCACAGUCACGGGACAAUCUGCACCUUGAUCCCCAACCUCAAACACAUGCUGAACGAGGGCUCCCAUGGGACCCUCACGGCCCUGUGGGGCUGCAGCGCCGGGCAUGCCUACCACUGGCCCCUCAACACCACCUGCAAAACCGGAAACAAGGAGCGCAUGUGUUUCCAGGAAAGUCGGAGCAUCAACACAGACACUAUGAUUCAGGCCGCCGCCGCCAUGCAAAACUCCUCGGCAGAUCGAUUCCUCGGAAAAAAAAACAAAGGCGAUUCCAAUCAGAUCCACGACUCCUGCGAUAUUUCCAACUGCAGUGAACCUUCAGAAAUGGACGAUAAUGGCGAGGAGUAUAACAACAACUUGUACGACAUAGUCUGUGAAUCAUCAGCAACUGAUGAAGAUGGUGAUUCUGACUUCAAUCACACGCCAAACAUCUCGCACAGGAAAAGACAUGGAAAAGGGACGGGACAUGAAGACAGUAUUGACCCCUCCUUGAAGAAAAUCAAACAAGAAAGAGGCGAAGAUUACUACAGUUUGGCCAAUCCACAGAUUCCCAGCAGUUCAGAGAUAAACCGCUCUACCGAGUUGCCCAAACCGAACCUCCAGAGCACACCUUUGAUGUCCCAGAAACCUUCUUCCAUAGAUGGAGACUCAAUGGGGGUGUCGUCAUCUCCCUUGGACAGUUCUCCUACUUCCAUGAUCAAGCCACUGCGUGCACCUUUCCAUGUUACCCAAAAUAAAGUGCACAUGAACUCUAAUCCAGCGUGCAGUCAGAGUAUGCCCACUUUACCUCAUCCUGGACGGAUUGACGCUAUGGGUGUCCUGCACAGAGAUGAAUAUCCCAGACCGUCUUUGUCUUACGGAGAGGCUUCGAUUGGCGCAAACCCAGAAAUGGAUCUUCUAUCUGCACAGGCACUUAGUACAGAAGCGAGAGCAGACAACACAGCAGACAUGGAUGAGAGAGCGUAUCCAGAACAGAACGAGAAGACGAUUCGCAGCACCCAAACAGCUCUCCGCAACUUUCGGGAUUUCCUGGUUUCAAAGUAUCCAAACGAGACCAGAGAAAUUUACAACAUCCCCUGCCACGAGUUAGACAUCUACUUGGCCUCCUUCUUCGUGGAUGCUCGCCAACGGGAUGGCUCAGAGUAUGAGCCCAACAGCCUGGCAAACUAUCAGUGUGGCCUGGAACGCUAUCUGAAGGAGCAUCGGUAUGCCUACAGUAUUACAAGAGACCGCGAGUUCCAGAGAUCCCAGGAUGCCCUCAAGCAAAAGCAACUGGAGCUCAAGUUCAAAGGUAAAGGCAACAAACCACACAAGUCAAUGAAACUGACCCUUGCUGAUGAGCUGCUCCUGAGAAAACGGGGGCUUCUGAGUCGCUUCAACCCUGAGGGUCUGCUUAACCUGGUGUGGCUCAACAACACCAAGGCUUUUGGCCACUGUACAGGUUUCCACAGUUCCACUCUCAAAUGGGGCGAUGUGCGGUUGCUCACCACAGAAACUGGAUCAGAGUGUCUAGAGUGGACCUACCAGGAUUUAAGUGACCCUAAUGCCAGAAACAGAAGAUCCACAACUGAGUGCCGGAUCUAUGCUACUCCACACGCUCCUCAAACCUGCCCAGUAGAAGACUACAAGCAUUUUGCUCAACGCAGACCUCAAGCCAUGCUCUACGAAGAUGCCCCAUUUUAUCUGUCUAUCAAACCCGUGGUUAACCUUGCCGCCCUACACUGGUACAACUGCCAAGCUCUGGGAAAAAACAAAUUAGCAAAGAUGGUCAAGACCAUGUGUGAGAAAGGCAACAUUCCAGGGAGAAAGACCAAUUUUAGUGUAUAUCAGAGUUGCAGUAGCUUGUCCGAGGCUCAGAGCAAUCAGCUAGUUCUGAUCUGCAAUGACCUCAGGCAACAAGCCGUCCAUUCAGGUAGUUCCCAUCCCGGCAGCACCAACUUUGUCAUUACUGGUUCUUUCGACUCUACUGACUCAGCUUAAAGGUGAAAUAUUAUUUUUGAGCCUCUAGUAGCAAACAACUCUUCUGUUGUUUCCAAACAAGCUUCUUAAACACUUACCGGUCUUCCAUUUUUAGGAGAUUCAGGUAAUCCAGCUCUAAAUGCACCCAGUGGAUAACCUAUUGGCCUUUUCUCAUAGUACUUUUUACAUCAUUUUAUUUAUUUAUUUUUGGAAAGGUGGUAGUCACAUUCUAAAUGGACCUAAAAAGUAAAAUUUAUUUUGGACUGUUCAAACCAAGGAGUCGAUGUUUAAAUUAUUUAGCCAAUUCUAGCAGGUUUUGACACAAGAGUUCGCCAACCUUUAUGACAAGUGCCAUCCUUGAAGUAUAUAAAAUGAGCUCUGUAUGCAGAGCACUGCUGUUUUCCAAACUCUACCCACAUCUCCCAAUUAUAGGAGAAGCAGGUAGCCUUUAAUUCCCUAUCAUUAAUUCAGCAAGAAAUAUAUGUCUGACUGCUCGAACCAAGGAACUGAUGUUUUAAUUAUUUUUAGCCGAUUCCAACAGAUUUCUACACGAGGGAUUGCCAACCUUUUCAACAAGAAGUGCCAUUUGUUCCAUUUAAAAUAAGCUGUGUAUGCUGAUUCAUGCUGUUUCCAAAUAUGUUUUCCCCGUCUUCCAAUUUGGGAACAUGCAAGUAUUCCUGCUUCAAUUCCCUGCCGUUAACUGAGCAAGAUAUCUGUGUGACGAACUGCUUA
Messenger RNA from Danio rerio (zebrafish), 2956 nucleotides. The record is from RefSeq and is a predicted model, not a curated record. NCBI's taxonomy places the organism in Eukaryota, Metazoa, Chordata, Actinopteri, Cypriniformes, Danionidae.